Molecule: messenger RNA, 1087 nt
Organism: Rana temporaria (common frog)
Lineage: Eukaryota; Metazoa; Chordata; Amphibia; Anura; Ranidae
Gene: SLC25A29
Product: solute carrier family 25 member 29
Exons: 3
Coding region: 221-931 (236 amino acids)
Biological process (GO): mitochondrial L-ornithine transmembrane transport
Cellular component (GO): mitochondrion
Molecular function (GO): high-affinity L-arginine transmembrane transporter activity
Source: RefSeq, a predicted model, not a curated record
AGGAUAUAUACUGGAUGUGGGGAGUAUUCAUGCUGACCCCCCAAUCUCUGUCUUUCCAGGUGCAGCCGGUGUUUUGGUUGGACAUCCGUUUGACACGGUGAAGGUGCGGCUCCAGGUUCAGAGCGUCUCCAAACCCCUCUACAGAGGAACCUACCACUGCUUCCAAUCCAUCAUCAAACAGGAAUCUGCAUGGGGGCUGUACAAAGGGGUGGGCUCCCCCAUGAUGGGGCUGACGUUCAUCAACGCUCUGGUGUUUGGCGUUCAGGGGAACACAAUCCGAUACCUCGAUAACGACACGCCAUUGAACCAGUUCCUGGCCGGUGCGGCAGCCGGGUCCAUCCAGUGCGUCAUCUGCUGUCCCAUGGAGUUGGCGAAAACCCGGAUGCAGUUGCAAGGCACCGGGGAGUACAAAUCCAGAUCCAAAACCUACAAGAACUCUCUGGACUGCCUGGUGAAGGUCUACCGGAAAGAGGGCCUGAGGGGCAUCAACAGAGGGAUGGUGACCACCUUCCUCCGGGAGACCCCCAGCUUCGGCUUUUACUUCCUGACAUACGACUAUCUCACCCGAUACCUCGGCUGUGACAUCAACGAUAACCUCAUCAUCCCCAAGCUGCUGUUUGCUGGCGGCAUGUCGGGCAUCGUGUCUUGGCUGUCCACCUACCCCAUCGAUGUCAUCAAAUCUCGCCUUCAAGCCGAUGGCUUUGGUGGUGUCAACCAAUACAAUGGCAUCAUGGACUGCGUCAGGCAGAGCUACAAUAGUGAAGGCCUCAGGUUCUUCAGCCGGGGUUUGACCUCCACCUUGCUGAGAGCGUUCCCCGUCAAUGCUGCUACAUUCGCCACCGUCACGCUCUUCCUCAUGUACAUGCGAUCCGAGAACCCCAUCGGCGACUGCGACGCCGGACCAGCGUUACAACAGCCAACCAGCAUGUAGACUUCCCAGCCGACCCAUAUGAACAAAUAUCCCUGUAGACUUAUUUUUCUAUGUGAGUUGUAUAAAUUUUAUGUACAGAAAUGAGAUGUAAAAUUGGAUUUUUACGUGUUUUAGGAUUUUAUCUGAAGUGUAUAAUAGAGCGUGGCCUUAUCUCGU